AUGGCCGCCGCUGCCUCUCCCACCGACACAGUCUUCCCCAGAAGCCAUGUCGGUUUCGACAGCAUCACCUCGCAGAUCGAGAAGAAGCUGCUGAAGCGUGGCUUUCAGUUCAACGUCAUCUGCGUUGACUGGUCUAGGAAAAUCGACCUUGAUCAACACCAUCUUCGCCUCUCACGCUCAUUGACUCAAAGGGUCGUCGCACCAGACGAGCCUGUCCGCUCGACCACGGAGAUUCAGACUGUGUCACACAUCAUUGAGGAAAACGGUGUACGCCUGAGAUUGAACAUUGUUGAUACCCCUGGAUACGGAGACCAAGUCAAUAAUGACAGAUGCUGGGACCCUAUCGUCAAGUACAUCAAAGACCAGCACUCCGCCUACUUGCGCAAGGAGCUUACUGCUCAGCGUGAACGAUAUAUUCAAGACACCAGAAUCCACUGCUGUCUCUUCUUCAUCCAACCAUCUGGACAUGCCCUAAAACCAAUUGAUAUCGUCGUUCUCAAGAAAUUGUCUGAUGUUGUUAAUGUUGUGCCCGUUAUCGCCAAGUCUGACUCCCUCACCCUGGAGGAGCGCCUUGCUUUCAAGGAAAGAAUCAAGGAGGAAUUCACCUUCCACAAUCUCAAGAUGUAUCCUUACGACAACGACGAACUUGACGACGAGGAGCGUGCUGUCAAUGCGCAGAUCAAGGAUAUCAUUCCGUUUGCUGUUGUCGGCAGUGAGAAAUCUAUCAUUGUCGAUGGAAAGCAGGUCCGCGGUCGUCAGAACCGCUGGGGCGUGAUAAACGUUGAAAAUGAAAACCACUGCGAAUUCGUCUAUCUCCGCAACUUCCUCACCCGCACUCACCUUCAGGACCUGAUCGAAACCACCAGUCAGAUACACUAUGAGACUUUCCGCGCUAAGCAGCUUCUUGCUCUGAAGGAGAGCAGUGCAACCGGCCACUCUGGAAGUCGACCAAUUAGCCCUGCUGCCGACCGGGAAUUGAGCCGCAACUCCCAAAGAGUGACUAUGAACGGCAACUAA
Molecule: messenger RNA, 1017 nt
Organism: Trichophyton rubrum CBS 118892
Lineage: Eukaryota; Fungi; Ascomycota; Eurotiomycetes; Onygenales; Arthrodermataceae
Exons: 6
Coding region: 1-1017 (338 amino acids)
Biological process (GO): cytoskeleton-dependent cytokinesis
Cellular component (GO): microtubule cytoskeleton; cell division site; septin ring
Molecular function (GO): molecular adaptor activity; GTP binding; GTPase activity
Source: RefSeq, a predicted model, not a curated record